Messenger RNA from Gymnodraco acuticeps, 1691 nucleotides. RefSeq names its product nuclear transport factor 2 (gene nutf2). Lineage: Eukaryota; Metazoa; Chordata; Actinopteri; Perciformes; Bathydraconidae. The transcript has 5 exons. Gene Ontology annotation, biological process: protein import into nucleus. Gene Ontology annotation, cellular component: nuclear pore central transport channel. The coding region runs from base 179 to 562 and encodes 127 amino acids. The record is from RefSeq and is a predicted model, not a curated record.
CGGGGUUCAGAGUUGUGUGCGCGGGCCCGGAGCGGUGAAGGAGACGGGUAUUUUUAGCACCAGGGGAAGAGGCCAAAGACAGCCAGCCAAUAAUCUAACGCCUGGAUAUAUAAUGUAUCUGACGUCUAACAUUAGCGGACGGGGACACAUGCUAAUGUGUGUUGCAGGGUGAUUCAGGAUGGUGGACCAGCCUCUUUGGGAGCAGAUAGGAUCCAGCUUUGUGCAGCACUACUACCAGAUGUUUGACUCUGACAGAUCACAACUCGGAUCCAUAUAUAUUGAUGCAUCAUGCCUCACAUGGGAAGGACAGCAGUUCCAAGGAAAAAGAGCGAUUGUUGAAAAGCUCACUGGUCUACCCUUCACAAAAAUAGCGCAUAGUAUAACAGCGCAGGACCACCAGCCAACUCCAGACUGCUGCAUCUUGAGUAUGGUUGUAGGACAGCUAAAAGCAGAUGACGACCCCAUCAUGGGUUUCCACCAGAGUUUCAUCCUGAAGAACAUUAACGACGCGUGGGUGUGCACCAAUGACAUGUUCAGGCUGGCCAUUCACAACUUUGGAUAACUCCCCCUUCUCCACUCUGGUGGGCAGGGGCGGCCAUAGUGAAGGGCAUCACGUGAUGAAGUACGGAGGGAGGGGAAGGGAGAGAGGAAGAGGGAACACUCGUCCCUCCCUCCUGCUCUCUCAUUUACGCCUGCUUGACAAAACAAGCAAACACCGGAUUCUAGAUGUCAAUCACUGAACCUCAUCCAGGUGGUUUCUUUUUCAGACCACCACAGCCAGUAGAACUGCGACGCGUUUCUUUGCUCAGAGCCGGCGAACCAAUCAGAUGCCCCUGUCUGCCACUCCGCUGAUCUGCAUGGCCCUGGGAGCACCCCAUUACAAUAUCCAAUAUCCAGAUGACCUCCAUUCAUGCCCUGCUCUCCACCCUUCUUUACUAAAUCCUUCCCAACUCUACUGUUGACUGCACUCAGUUCUGUUAGCACUGUCAUUGAUCGGGUUGGAAAUCCGUGUUCAGGUUCAUCAGUUCUUGUGUUUUAAGUUGUUUUUAGAUCCUACUUGUAUGUUGCCUCAUUGUGUUUAACUUCCAAUUAUUAACUUUGCCAUGAGUCGCUGUCAUGCCAGGUUUUGCUCUUGCAAACCAAAGAAACAUGGAGGACAUAAAGUCUCACCAUGCUGUGUGAUUGGCUCCUGCAUUUUCCCUCUUUUUCUCCAUCUCUCUUGCUCUCUCUGUCUCUCACACGUCUGGCAUUUAACAUGGACAACAGCCGCCAUAGACAAUAAAACCUGGACUUUUUUCUUAACGGUGUCUCUUCAUAUCAUUCUCUACAGCUGAUUGAUUUCCAAAUCUUUCACUUACCCCUCCACAGUAAGUCUUAUUGAAAGUAUUUAAAGCUGGAGAAGGCAGUAUAUUUAUGCCUCACACUGGGCAAGAAUUGCAAAAUGACCUUUUGGAAUAUUGUAAUCCAAGUAGCCAGAGACAAAAGGAGACUUUAGCAAAUCGUAACAAGAGAAUUUAGCCAAUCAAAGAAUCACAAAUAAACUGCCUCCCCCAGCUUUGAAUGCAUCUGGUUUUGGCUUUUUGCAAAUGAGUCACCUUACUCCAGAGGAUCAGCUGGACAAUUGACAAUUUCUCAUUUGUAUCUAUUGUGAUCCAAUUGACUGAAAUGUUCAAAUAAAUGCCAAAUCGUAA